AUGGACAACAACAAUGCCAAUCUUCAGUUUUUACCAUUGUUGGCGCCCGACCAGAAUCAAGGUCGCAUCAUCCAUGUCACCCAUCAGAUUCCCUACCAAGUGACCCAUGACAUCAAAGAGGACGAAAGACUGCAUUGGACUUUUACGUCUCGGCAGGGGCAUGCUGCCAUGUAUGCUGGUAUGCAAUCGCUGAUUGACGAAUGGGAGACAGUGUGCAUUGGAUGGACUGGAAAUAUGUAUGAAAGGUCAAUGAGCUCAUCCAAAGACGUCAAUCGGCUCGAAAUCGAUGAAUCUACACUAUCCGAAAAAGAGAAGCUUGCCAUGACCACUCAGUUGCAGCAGGAACACAAUUGUAUCCCCUUGUUUUUAGACAGCGAGAGUAUCGCUGGACACUACCACGGUUAUUGCAAAACAUUAUUGUGGCCCUUGUUCAACUAUAUUAUUUGGAAUGACGCUACGGAUGGUCGCAUCGAGAAAACGCAAUGGAAUUUCUACGAAGCAGUGAAUCAGAAAUACGCAGAUCUGAUUGUGGAACAAUAUCAGACGGGCGACACUAUCUGGAUCCACGAUUACCAUUUACUGCUGGUGCCAGAUAUGGUGCGCACCAAAUUACCAAAAGCACGGAUUGGAUUGUUUGUGCAUUCGCCAUUUCCUAGUUCAGAAAUCUUUCGAUGUUUACCGAAGCGACAGGAGAUCCUCAAAGGCAUGUUGGGUGCCAACCUAGUUGGAUUUCAAACGUAUGCGAAUGCAAGACAUUUCAUCUCAACCUCCACCCGAGUUUUAGGAUACGAGAGUUCCCCUGACGGUGUGGAGAAUGACGGCCAUUUCUGUCAUGUGGGCACAUUUCCCAUCGGAAUUGAUGUGGAUGCUGUGGACUCGAUACGUAAAAGCUCAGAUGUGGUACCCAAGAUCAAGGCCAUUACUGAAAUGUACUCGGAUAAGAAGAUCCUUGUCGGAAGAGACAAGAUUGAUCUGGUACAAGGUGUAUUACAGAAACUGGCUGCAUUUGAAAAGUUUCUCUUGGAUUAUCCAGAGUGGCAGAACAAGGUGGUGUUGAUCCAAGUGACUGAUGCCAACUCAACAGACAGCCUCAAGAAUGAGAACAAGGUGUCAGAGAUGGUAGCUCAUAUCAAUGGCAACAUUGGCAGUUUGGAAUGGAGUCCAGUGUAUCACUAUCACCAUCAAAUCCAGACAGAUGAAUACUAUGCGUUACUGUCAACGGCAGAUGCAGCACUGAUCACAGCAGUAAGAGAUGGCAUGAACACAACCUGUUCAGAGUAUGUCAUGUGUCAGCAAGAAAAGCACGGAUCAUUGAUAGUGUCCGAAUUGACGGGUACUGCAGGCUCCAUGGGCUCUGCAUUACUGGUCAAUCCAUGGGAUUACGCGGGUGUUGCCAAAGCAAUCAAUGAUGCAUUGCUCAUGUCCGAAGAAGAGAAGUUGGCGAGACACAUGCAAUUGCUGGCUCAUGUCAAGUCAAACACAACCUCUUUCUGGGCACACUCAUUUGUCAGAAUGCUACUCCACACAUGUCUCCUAUCAGAACAAAGCAAAAAUACGCCCAAAUUGAAGCUAGAAUACCUUCGUGAUCAGUAUCGCCACUCGAAAAAGAGGCUGAUUUGCUUUGACUACGAUGGCACAUUGACUCCCAUCAAAAAGACACCCAUGGCUGCAGUUCCUCCUAAAGAUAUGCUCCAAUACCUGGCUGCCUUGUGUCAAGACCCACGCAACGAAGUGUGGAUUAUCUCUGGCAGAGAUGAAAAUGCACUCAACACCUGGCUGGGCCACAUUAGCCAUCUCGGCAUGAGUGCAGAACAUGGCUCCUUCAUGCGCUAUCCCAACAGUAAAAAAUGGGUCAACUUGACGGAGCACUUGGAUAUGAGUUGGAAGAAUGAUGUGCUGGAGAUCUUUACCUAUUAUACCGAGCGCACCACUGGCAGUUUUAUAGAGCAUAAACGAUGCGCACUCACAUGGCAUUAUCGACUGGCCGAUCCAGAAUACGGUGCUUUCCAAGCCAAAGAGUGUCAAAACCAUUUAGAACAAGCCAUUUUAAGUAAAUUGCCUGUGGAAGUUUUGGUUGGCAAGAAGAAUCUCGAAGUGCGACCUACGUCUGUUAACAAGGGUGAAAUUUUGAAAAAAUUGCUUGCAUCUUCCAAUACCCCCUUCGACUUUGUCAUGUGCUGUGGAGAUGAUCGUACAGACGAAGACAUGUUCAAAACCCUCAAAAAAACUGAUCUGUACGAGCAUCAAAAGUUUGCCGUAUUGGUGGGCAAUGAGGAUCAAAAGACGCAAGCAAAUUGGCUGCUGCCCAAUGUACAACAGGUCAUUGAGAGCAUCCGCAUCAUGGCUGAGAGCACAUAG
Messenger RNA from Mucor velutinosus, 2358 nucleotides. RefSeq lists its product as uncharacterized. Lineage: Eukaryota; Fungi; Mucoromycota; Mucoromycetes; Mucorales; Mucoraceae. Gene Ontology annotation, molecular function: trehalose-phosphatase activity. Gene Ontology annotation, cellular component: cytosol; alpha,alpha-trehalose-phosphate synthase complex (UDP-forming). The transcript is spliced from 5 exons. The record is from RefSeq and is a predicted model, not a curated record. Bases 1 to 2358 code for a protein of 785 amino acids. Gene Ontology annotation, biological process: trehalose biosynthetic process.